AUGCCAUUGUUUCACAUUUGCAGGCUGGCCCCUAGCAUAAAAACUGCUCUGGUGGAUCUCUGGAGCGCUUACUCAAAGCCAACCCCAGAGGCCUGCAAGGAGGUGCUAACCCUGCUGCUUCUAUGUUUUGUGAUCGCUGUGGUGACCGGCGGCAUCCUCUUCAAUUGGAUGUCGCAGAUGCUACGCUAUGACCACCUCACCGCCACCACUGUGGCUGGCCUCAGCGCUGUCGCGGCGUUCCUGCUCCUUUCUCUUGUCCACCCCUUUCGCUGCGUGUUCACCAUGAUCCUGGCCACACUCGGCACCAAGCAAGGCCACAAGCUCAUCCUCUCCACCUGCCUGAUGCUCCUGGCUCUCAACGUCAUCCCCAACAUUGCCGCCAAUGUGGGCGUGGUAGCGCACGUGCUAAAAUGCACCGCUGGCGGCCUGGCUCAAAGUCUCAUAAACUCAUCAGAACUGAUGAACAGAGCGAAAGGGGAGCUUGUCAAGGAGGCAAGUCAGACAAAUUUGGAUGUUACAUCUACCUUGAGGGAUUUCGAUCAUUAUACCUACAUAAAUGUGUCCGGGGUCAAGCAGAGAUUUGUUGUGGUGAGUCACCACAUUGAAAGGGACUUUUCCCAUGCCAAAAGUGUCCUGGAAGCAACCAAAUUGGUGGCAAACAGGCUACUGGCUGCAUUUUUUGUCGUUUACCUGUUUGUUGAGUCAGCUUGCUACUUAAAAGGAUACCUAACAAAUGUCAAAUUUGACAACGUAUACAUUACUGGUCAGCUGUUGCAUAUGACACGUGAAAAUGGUAUUCAAAUAUUGCCUGGCAAUACAAAAAACAUUGUUUAUUCUACAAGCUAUAAGAUUUCAAAACAGGAAUUUUAUAGAUGUCUUUUGCAGAUAGUGUUUAUAUCUCUGUACUUGGUUGCCGCUGUUUUUGUUGUUGCUUUGGAUUACAUUGUGUAUAAUGUAGUUAGAACAAGCCAAGCCUGGCUUUUGGACAUACCAUCAACUUCUAUCAGCAUCAGCAUUCUGUAUAAGGUAAAAUCCUCUGUCCCAGUGUCUUGUCUUCUCUUCUCCACCUGUGAGGGUACAGCUGUCGUGGACUUCCAGCGGGUCUACCCCUGGAACUUUAGCUUCGGGUCGGGACGUUGUGCUCUGGAGCCAUCUGAACCUGACAGAGGCGUGGCCGCCUUACUGGGGUUUCUCUUUGUGGUGGCUUACGUCAUGGUGUUACUGGAGGUCUACGCCAGACGCAUGCGCAGGAAAGUGUCUUCCUCCUUUUUCAAAAAGCAAGAAGAGAAAAGAAUCAAUUUCCUCUUCAAGAAAAUACUGGAGAAACAGGAGAAAGAGAAGAGUGGCAUUUUCUUCAUAGAGACCACGUAG
Megalops cyprinoides (Indo-Pacific tarpon) is the source of this 1371-nucleotide messenger RNA. RefSeq names its product osteoclast stimulatory transmembrane protein. Gene Ontology annotation, cellular component: membrane. The record is from RefSeq and is a predicted model, not a curated record. NCBI's taxonomy places the organism in Eukaryota, Metazoa, Chordata, Actinopteri, Elopiformes, Megalopidae. The transcript is spliced from 2 exons. The coding region runs from base 1 to 1371 and encodes 456 amino acids.